Messenger RNA from Capsicum annuum, 1209 nucleotides. RefSeq names its product soluble inorganic pyrophosphatase 4. Gene Ontology annotation, cellular component: cytoplasm. The transcript is spliced from 10 exons. Gene Ontology annotation, molecular function: inorganic diphosphate phosphatase activity; magnesium ion binding. The record is from RefSeq and is a predicted model, not a curated record. The coding region runs from base 273 to 923 and encodes 216 amino acids. Gene Ontology annotation, biological process: phosphate-containing compound metabolic process. NCBI's taxonomy places the organism in Eukaryota, Viridiplantae, Streptophyta, Magnoliopsida, Solanales, Solanaceae.
AAGGAUUGUGCUUUUUUUUUUCUUUCUUUAUUAUUAUUAUUAUUAUUAUUAUUAUUAUUAUUAUUAUUAUUAUUAUUAUUUUUGUUAUUUUAAGCUUAAAAGGUGCUUAAUUGGCAUAAGUGUUGAGCGGGAAGAAGGAAGGAAACGCGUUUUACAGCUUCAUCAAAGAAAGAAGAGCUCUGUCCUUUACUCAACUUUCUAGAUCUGAGCUGUGUGCUUUUUCCCACCGACGCUCUUACGCCUUCAUCAUUGUUGCUUCUCAGCUAGCAAUUAUGACUCCACCCAUCGAAACUCCAGUCAAGGCUUCAGUUCCACAGAAGUUCUCCAUUCCACCUCUUAAUGAAAGAAUACUCUCUUCUAUGACAAGGAGAUCGGUUGCAGCUCAUCCUUGGCAUGAUCUCGAGAUAGGACCUGAUGCCCCACAGAUUUUUAAUGUGGUGGUUGAGAUCAGUAAGGGGAGCAAGGUGAAGUAUGAACUUGAUAAAAAAACUGGACUGAUCAAGGUCGAUCGUGUUCUUUACUCAUCAGUUGUAUACCCCCAUAACUAUGGGUUCAUCCCUCGUACACUCUGUGAGGACAGUGACCCUCUGGAUGUCUUAGUCAUCAUGCAGGAGCCUGUUCUUCCUGGUUGCUUUCUUAGGGCUAAAGCAAUUGGUCUUAUGCCCAUGAUUGAUCAGGGAGAAAAGGAUGACAAGAUAAUUGCUGUCUGUGCUGAUGAUCCUGAAUAUAAGCACUACACUGAUAUCAAUGAGCUGCCACCCCAUCGUUUGGCUGAGAUCCGUCGCUUCUUUGAGGAUUACAAGAAAAAUGAAAACAAGGAAGUUGCUGUUAAUGACUUUCUUCCAGCUGCCAAAGCCUUCGAAGCAGUCCAGCAUUCCCAGGAUCUGUAUGCAGACUACAUCGUGGAGAGCCUGAGGAGAUGAUAGUCUUUUCAUCUAGCACAAGUCGUGAAUGGUGGUCAAUAUUACAUUUCUCAAACUGAUAUACCAUAUAAUAGUACUGCCCUAAUAUUCUAUUAUUCCUUCUUCAACAUAUAACAUCUAUAUACAAUAUGCUUGUAUUAUCCACUGCAUGGGAAAUCACUUCCCUUCCAUACAGUCCAUGAUGAUGACGAAAAGGAAACUUUCACGUUUCCCUUCGUCAAAUUUUGUAAGAUUUGAACGAUCUCUCAAUUGUCCGGUUUAUGAAAUGGAUGAUAUACAAAGUUAA